Porites lobata is the source of this 4864-nucleotide messenger RNA. The record is from the annotation of a GenBank genome assembly. NCBI's taxonomy places the organism in Eukaryota, Metazoa, Cnidaria, Anthozoa, Scleractinia, Poritidae.
AUGGGGAACAUAGUAGACUCGGUCGAAACACAACCAGCAGAAGCAGAAGAAGGCAUUAACGAUUCAAACUCAUCCGAUUCCCUCCAGUACAGCGUGGAUGAAACAGUUAUUGAUUUGGAUGCCCCUGAGUACAAAGAGUAUCUUAAACAUAAACGAAAGAUAAGCCGAAGCGAGGGAAACCUCCAUGACAUUUCCUAUCUUGACUGGGUCAAAACAAACAACGUGAACCUGAUAUCAAGACGUCUCAAAGCCAGGUAAGGUUGCUCCUGAACGCAGUAAAGCAUUUGUAUUCCCGGGCGUAUAUCUUAAGUCAAUUCGGUUUUGCAAUGCAAAGAUUAAGAGCUAAGAUUUAGCUGUCCUCUACCUUUGCUAUUGUAAAUGAAAUACAAGGCUUCAAAUUGCAAAUAAUUCUGUUAAAUUUUGUCUACCGAUAGCAGUAGUGUUGUUUUAUCAAAAUCCAGUAUUUGACUGCUGAUAAUUCACCACGGUUCAUUAAGUACUGUACACUUAUGAAUGUGUCGGAAGCCCUGAGCAUUCUUUGAUUCCGUACAACACUUCUCUUGAACAAACAACAAAUCUUGAUUAAUCAAAUGAGCGAAAGUCGUUAUAAAUACGUGAACACGUUUGAAAAUCUUAAGACCCAAACUUCCGUCUUUUGAAGAAAAGGGAGAGCUGAAAUCAUGACUGAUAUUACUGAACCAACGGUGACGGUGUUGAAGAAAGUAAUAUUUAAUAGUCUUUUUAAAUAUCCCUCAAGAGUACUAUUCUAGCUGUAACAUUGGAGAGACAGGGGUGAUCUUUGCAAAUACUAUGUCGUGAAAUUCCUAAGAUUGGGCAUAAUGCUUCCCUACCAACAUUUGUGCAGUUCAUACUUAUGUAAACAAAGUGAAUGUUCCAGAACCCAUCCCAGUUCAAAGCAAAUCAUUUAUGCGCGAAGAAAAAGCUCAGAAGAAAGUUCUGACAUUGUGCUCAUCAGCGCACACCUGUGUGGUCGAAAAUACAAAUAACCUUCCAAUCGAGAAUUCCAAAUUUUAAGGCACACUCUUGAUGUUUUUAAGGCAGGAAGCCGGGAUAUAUGUAAGGUACUGACAUAUAUCUUUUAACUAUUGUUUGCUGACAAUACACUAUAUCAAGGAAUAUGAAUGCUUAUUAUCUAAUGAGCUUCGCGUACCCGUCCCAGGUCAGUGAUCAAAGAGCAAUUUCUUGUUAAGUUUCUUGUAAGUUUCUUUUAUUGUUAAGUAACAACAAAAAGGUGGUAUAUUUCUUGGCCGAAUUUCAGUUAACCUUUUAUUUUUCUGGCCGAUCGAAAUCUCUUUUGUCUGCAAUCGAAGCUUGCACGCUUCAAAUAAAUUAUUGAAUUUUCUAGAAGAAACUUAGUGAAGUACGAAAUCAAACUAUUUGAAAAAGCAACAGGUGUCAGACUAUUUUUAACCGAGUUAAUUUAGUUCAGGAAUGGCUUGGCCAAUUUGGGAGAUUGACAUUUCAAAAGACUUUUUUGGGUAAACGAGGCCAGGAUGUGGUUGUUUUGUGUAUUGAUUUCACGGCGUUAUCAGACUACUUACUUGGCGGAAAACGUAGGUUAUUGUUCUUCGACUAAUUAAGCUUCCAUUUUCGUUCAAGUACUGAACAAUGAAUAAAAGAGCUGUCACUGUUUGUUCAGUUUUACGAUAGACUUUCCAUUCAAACCUGCAAUCGCAAUAUGAGCUGUCCGUCGCGGUCAAGUUCGUAACGACAGAACAGUGCUUUGACUUCAAAAAAUAUAUAGACACUCGCGCUUAAAAUUUUGUUUUUAUGGUGAUAAUGACAGACAGCACGUUUCUUCUACGAUCAGUCGACCCUAAAUCCUUUGGGCAAUAAACUGAUGUAAUCCGCGCAUAGACUGUGAAUAACUAAAGAGGUCCGAAAAGAAGAGAAAUUUUUUGCUCAUUAAAAAGUUUAUAAAUAUCAAAACCUUCUGAGCCUUGGGCAGUGUAAGGACCGGACCACAUUUAAGAGACUGAGUUAAAACGUGGGGACCUGAUAUUACAGACAACUCACAGAGUUCAAUAGUUUUAACUUGUAUUGUUUAAAUCAACAUGAAGCCAAAGCCAUUACAAAAUAUUGUGACUGUGUUUUGUUUUGCAUCCCGGUCUCUUGCAAUAUUUCAUCGUAGCGCCAGUGCAAUUAGUGGGUCAUCUUUAUUGUUUUGACCUUUCAUAAUAUCGCAUUUAUCUUUGAGUAGCUCUUUAUAGCUGAUAUUAGUCGGAUUCUUUAAAACGCAAAUAUUAGAACAAAACGGGAGUCGUUGAAAAAUAUCAAUGCAUACUAUACUUCCUACUUACUAUCCGGAGUCCAAAAUAGAAAGUCUUAUUAUUAGCAGGGGCUCUAUUUGUUUCCCUAGAGCGAUUUAAGUGCCUUCCUCGUGAAAUCUUUGAUUACCUCAUUCUACCCACAAGUUCCCUCUUCUUCAAAGACCAUUUGCCGUACAGGUUCUAAUAUCUUUUUAUAUCUUUUUAUUAAACUAUCAUUGUUUGAUAGUUCAUAUCUGCCUGUAUCAGCACCAAAGUUUAUAAUGAUUCAAGUUUACAAAUAAGAUAAAAAGACUAUUUGGAAAAAAGGGACUCUAGUAGUAUAUUAAAGCCCUUUUAAGGAAACCCAAUGUAUAAUGUACGCGUUGGUUUCAGGGCUUUCAAGGUUAAUAUUUUAGCUUCGAUAAAUGAAAACAGAACAUGAUGCCCUAAAAUGGUAAUACUGCACUACGGCUACUAUUGAUGGAAAGUGACACCCACCAUCUGUUGUCAGUAAGUAAACGGCGAAGCGUUAAUAAUUACAGGAAAAAAUUAUUGUAACUGUUUAUAAUUUACCUAAGUGUUCUUUUUUUCUUUUGCAGCGAUUUAGAGGUCAGCGACGAUAAACUUGCCAGAAGGAGCUCAGCUCCGAUAACAAAAAAUGAUUUUUUUGCCGUCAAGAAGAACAGUGAAGAGUGUGAAAAGCGAAAGUUGGGAAGCAAACAGCGAAUAAGAGACAUUAAGAACAAGUACAAUCUAAAGAACAGAGACUACUCUGCCAGAACAUAUGUGUGGAAUGAGGCAGAUGAGAAAGACAAUAGAAAAGAACGGGAAGAGAGAAAAAGACUUCGGAAACAAAUUCGUCAAAAAUACAAUUUGCAGACUCCAAGCGUUCAGAGGCAGAUUUCGGUGGCCAAAGGAUGAACACUAGUGCGAGUUGUGAAGAUUGUCAGCUUGCCUAAAGCAAAUUGUGCAGUGGCAUGGCCCGCACUAAUGUGUGUUAAGGCACAUAAAGAUCCUCUCGUGGCGUUAAGUAGACACAUAUAUUGGCAUUCCAAGAAUGGGACAGGCCGAAAUAGCUAAUAAAGGCCAAUAAAUUAAGACGCUGUCUCCAAAAAUAAUGUUGCAAAUAGCUUCAGUUUCUGCACUGUUCAGAAAACUCGACUGAAACACGAAAAGUAAGAAAAACAAUUAUCAGACGAUUUUAUCCGCACCUCAUUUUCAAGAGGUUAAGGAUUGACAGUCUGGUAUUAACAGUUUGACUUAAAGAAUAAAAAGCAAUAAUUACAGUUUGCAGUUUUACUUUAUUAGCAAAAUUGAUGUAAAUGUAUAUUUAUAUUUGCCCGGGAGAAAAGAAUAUUUUUUAAGCUGAAUGUAAAUACUAUCAAAAAUUGUAAUGAUAAAGGGCUGUUUCUUUUCUAGUGGACCAAUUAAAGUUACAUUUAUAAUAACAGCGAGAGAGUGAUUUUUAAUUAGUUCUUUGGCUCAAGCAAGACAGAAAGCAUUGUUUUUCAAAAGUACGCCUCCUUAACCCUUUUGCCCCAGUAUUCAAAGUUGAAAUUUUUCCAGACUGAUUUCCUAACAUUUCCUUAAAAAAUUAAAUAAGAGAAUUUCAGGAAAAAAAAAAUUGAUGAAGCCGUUUUCUUUUGGUAAAUAUUGUGAAGAAAAGUAUUGCCAUUGGCCACUUUUAGAACUUUUUAUGUAUACGUUAUGCCACAAUAGACGCAAAUCAGAAUUCCCUAAUUUUUCCAGCAAUUUUUUUAUCGACAAAUAUGACCCAAAAUAACGCUUGUUAUAUUAAACCUUCCAGUUUAGGAACCACUAUUAUAGAGUGCUACCCAAAUAAGAAAGAAAGAUCAAUAUCUAAAAUCAGUGUGAUAUUAAAACUUUUUUUCGCACUAAGUAGUAAAAUAUAUGUUUAGAUUGCGAUCACAUCGCAGUGAACUCAACUGAUGGGAGCAAAGCAGUUAUGAAAAUACGGAAACGUUUCCUAAUCAAGCUUUAAUAAUUAGGCCAAAAAAUUUUUACAGUGAAUUCCCAACGUUAUUUUGGCCUAGGGCGAUGCCAGAACUCACAUUAUGUCACGAAAUUUUGGUCAAGUUUUUGUUUUGUCUUUCUUAGUAUGGACCACCAAGAGACAGUAUCCGACCAUCAAAUAAGUGUGGACAAUAAGCCCACUUAAAAGUUACAAUAUAAAAGGACAAAAACAAACCAAAAAUGGUAUAUUUGUAAACAGAUUUAUUUUCGCAUUUUUAACAGCGACUAAACCAGUAACAUAACUUUCUCAAUAUAACCCAAGAACAUAAUUAAGAUAUUUGAUAGACAAGAUAUGUGUCCUUUGUUGUCAGGCUCUGACGAAGGCAGUGGUGGUCUUCAUCAAGGGCCCGAGUUGAACAAGUCCUGCUGAUGAAAUGAAUGAAAUGACUGUAGAGAAGACGUCAACUUGUUAAAUUAAAGAUGCACGGCUUCUAUUCAGUUUAACUGACUUGAACUGAAUGAAGGAGCUGCGAGGCUAACAAGCCUAGCGUGGUCGUUUUAUUAUUAAUUUUCUUAUUCAGAGUUUAUGCUAGACAACACUUUUCUAACAUAAUCACGGU